AAUAUUCACUGUACGCUUCUCCUUCUCAUAAACAAAUUCUCUCUGUUACGCUUCGGACUCUGUCACGCUUCGGACUCUAUCACGCUUCCAAUUCUGUUUAUCUAAAGAACCCAGAAUUCGGCUUCUUCUUCUCUUACUAAUCAACCACAAGUGUACAUCUAAAAAAAAAAACCACAAGUGUGCGCUUCUCCUUCUCAGAAACAAAUUUCUCUCUGUCUCGCUUCGGACUCUAUCACGCUUCAGACUCUAUUACGCUUCCGAUUCUAUUUAUCUAAAGAACCCAGAAUUCGGCUUCUUCUUCUCUUACUAAUCAACCACAAGAACCCAGGGCAGCUAAACAAAACCCAAAGAAGAAACAAUAUCGGUCGGCGACGAUAUUUGAAAUAGUGAGUCUUGGAAUUUAGCACACGGGUCCAGAAGUUCCAUUGUACGAUGAAGUUAUAUAUGUAGACACUGCUCUGGAAAAAAAUUGGCAUUGAAGGUGAAGGUAAGGCCCCGCCUCAAUUCUUCUAAAUGAAUCUACAUUUUUCUACCUGAACUCCCAUUUCAUAUUUUUUCUUCGUAUAAAUUUUGGAAUGGUCAUUGUUUGCAAAAUAAAUUUACUUCUGCUUCCACUCACACCUAUCGCCAUUGGCGGUGCUUCUCAUCGGUGUCACAACCACUGGUGGCCGCGGGUCCAGCUGUCUUAUUCUUUAUUUUCAUUCUCUUUUAUUUUUUUUUCAAUUUUUUUUUGCCUUUUAGACAAGACUGAAACCCCUUUGACAAUCAUUUUGUUUCCUUUUUUUAUUAGUUUGAUGAAUAACAUUUUUUUUCAGUUUUGAUUAGCUUGAUGAAUGGGUUUUCUUGUUUGGAUUUCUGGUAUUAGCAAUAACUGUUAUUAUUGGCAUUUUUAAAGCUGGUUUUUGGGUGGGCAUUGAAGAUGUUUGUUGAAGUGCUUCAUAGAGUUUUAGUUUAUCUCUCUGUAUUUUGCCUUUUUUUUUUGGAUUUUUAUGCUAAAACUAUGAUGCUAUGUGUAUGGAAAUUGGACUUUUUUUUUUUUUAAUUUUCUUGAUUAAUGGGUUUUCUUGUUGAGUGUAAAGCUUGAUGGUUUUGCUUGAGUUUGAAAAUUGGUGCUUUGCAAUAUGGCCGAAUCUGUUGUGAUUGAAUGAUUAUGGGUUUUCUUGUAAUUGUUGUGUAUGGGUCUCUUGGCUUUGGCAUUUUGGAACUGUUGAUACUAAAUCUAUGAUUUUUUCCUCUGAUCCAGAUUUCUUUGCCUAAGAGUAUCCAUUUCUUAUUCCUUAGUUUCUUUAACUGAAACAGAACUAUGAUUCUUAGCUUGAUAAUAAUUUCUUAGUUUGAAGUUUGUCACAAUGGAUCAGUUUUUUCUCAUUCCCUAUGUUACUGCUGUGGUUUGAGUUGUGAAAUGCACUGAAGAUGCUGGAGAAAAUAUACCUACUGAAAUCCAACUUAUUUGGUCUUGGGUGUCUGUGUUUCCCUAGGUUAUCAAUUAAGUAGAGUGGUGUAUGUGUUCGUUUUGACACUUUAAUGAUCUAAAAUCUGGUUUAUUUGAUGGAAAACCAAAUUGUGCCCACUUUGGCUACCGACCAUAAGAGGAAGGAGGUCAUUAAAUAUGUGCAACGUCUCAUUAGGAAACGUGUUGGAUGUGAGGUCUUCCCAUAUGGAUCAGUUCCACUAAAAACAUAUCUUCCUGAUGGAGAUAUUGAUUUGACUACCCUUAGUUGUCCAAGUGUUGAGGAUGCCUGGGUAUCUGAUGUUCAUGCUGUUCUGAGGGAAGAAGAACAUAAUGAAGCUUCUCGGUUUGAAGUGAAGGAUAUCCAUUGCAUUGAUGCUGAGGUUAAGCGUGUGAAAUGCCAAAGCCAAGAGACCCAUACACAACAAUUACAAGAAAACCCAUUAUCAUUCAAUCACAACAGAUUCGGCCAUAUUGCAAAGCACCAAUUUUCAAACUCAAGCAAAACCAUCAAGCUUUACACUCAACAAGAAAACCCAUUAAUCAAGAAAAUUAAAAAAAAAAAAAAGUACAAUUUCCAUACACAGCAUCAUAGUUUUAGCAUAAAAAUCCAAAAAAAAAAAGGCAGAAUACAGAGAUAAACUAAAACUCUAUGAAGCACUUCAACAAACAUCUUCAAUGCCCACCCAAAAACCAGCUUUAAAAAUGCCAAUAAUAACAGUUAUUGCUAAUACCAGAAAUCCAAACAAGAAAACCCAUUCAUCAAGCUAAUCAAAACUGAAAAAAAAUGUUAUUCAUCAAACUAAUAAAAAAAGGAAACAAAAUGAGUGUCAAAGGGGUUUCAGUCUUGUCUAAAAGGCAAAAAAAAAAAUUUGAAAAAAAAAAAAAAGAGAAUGAAAAUAAAGAAUAAGACAGCUGGACCCGCGGCCACCAGUGGUUGUGACGCCGAUGAGAAGCACCGCCAACGACGAUAGGUGUGAGUGGAAGCAGAAGCUCGGCCACGGCUGGGCUUGAGAGAAGGAGAAAACAGAGAAACCCAGAUGAGAGAGAGAGAGAAAUAGUGAGACGAGGAGAAUG
Quercus robur (English oak) is the source of this 2527-nucleotide messenger RNA. RefSeq lists its product as uncharacterized. The record is from RefSeq and is a predicted model, not a curated record. The transcript has 4 exons. The coding region runs from base 1549 to 2091 and encodes 180 amino acids. Lineage: Eukaryota; Viridiplantae; Streptophyta; Magnoliopsida; Fagales; Fagaceae.